AGGAAAGUUAUUUGAGUUAUUUGUUUUUUUCAAAAAAAACAUGCGUACAAAUUCCCGCUGGGUGUGACCCAGAUAUCCGCACAGCCCCACUCGUCCGCGCAAACGAGCCCUUCCAGGACUUCUACCAUAGCUGGGGAAUGGAGCAGGAGUGUGUGGAUCUGCUGGCCCGAGUCUGUUUAGUCCUGGGAGACACUGGCCAGUCACUUAUCGAUGACACUUGUUUGGAGAAGCUGCUGGAUUGGUUCCGGGCAGUACUUGAAUGUGAGACUGGACUGUGUCUCCUGCGGCAGAACCCAUGUCUGACAAAUGUAAUUGUAAAUGUGCCUAAGCAGAAGGACCUCGAUCCCAGGAUCCUCUCAUUCAUCUUGAGGCUGACAGGACUGUUCACAGCUUCCAAUGACUACUUUGAUGAAUUGGAGGAGAAUGGGAUUGUAAGCAGUCUGUUCGGGAAUCCUGCAAAUCUGGGGACAGAGGUGUGGGAAGAAGCAACCGUACGAUGUGGCUGGCUCUUGGGAAUCCAAAAUAUGCUCCGGCAUGAAGCUGCACUUCAGUUCCUCCAAAAGCAUGGUUCCAUUGAGGCGAUUAUACAGCUUCAGAAGGAUUCAAGCCUGUUUGUGGCCUCGGCAGCAAUUCAACUUUUAGCCAAUGUUUUGACUUUCUCCUUCCAAAACUCUGAACUUGCCAACAUCCCAUUGGAUACCGACACAACCAAUACAAUUACCUCUGUGCCAUCUCCUGAGUGCCAAGACUGUGCCUAUGCAAUUAUUGAACACAUUGAAGGUUUCCUGAGGUCCAGUAUCCCUUCUAAAGUCCGACAGGCUCUGAAACUACUAUCCAAAGUGUCUGGAACCUGCCAUCCAGUUGUCAUAGCAUCACUGUGGCCAAAGGUAGCAGAAAGUGUGGAAUUGCUUGUAAAGGGCGACCUGGAUGGAAUUGGUCAGCAGUUGGUGGAACUGUUUGUGAAUUUAUCCAGGACUGCUCCAUCUGAGGUAUUGGAUUCUGGCAUCUGGGAGUUAAUGGGCAUCUUAUUGAACACACUGAAGCAGAAUGAAGCAUUAGCACUUGCUUCAGGGGUCAUAAAGCUGCAGAACUGUCCACAGCCAUUGAGAAGGCAAUCUUUGACAACAGUGCUCCAACCACUGAAUUCCAUUGCUGUAUCCUCCACACAACCCCAGGAUUCAGCUUUGCUGGAGGUGCCAUCAGGCUGCAGAGCUGACAUUGAGGAUCACCUUAUCAGAAAGUCAACUUGUAUUAACUUACUCUGUCAGACAAUUUCAUAUCUUCGAGAACUGUUGGAAACGCCCUUGCAGCCCGUGGAUUUGCAGUGUGACGCCUUGACCAGCUCUCUCCUGACAGUCUUACAGAUGUGCACUGGUGCUGCCAUCCCAACCUCUCCUGCUGGUGUAAUGUUUAGCAAACAUCUGAUCGGAUGCAUCAAAGUUCAGAGGGCAGGAUUGGAUACCCUCGGUGCAGUUGCUCAGUGGGCAGGGAGCUGCAAAGAAGUGGGGAAUACGAUGAACCUUCUCCUCGACUAUCUCCGAAACCCAGAUACAGAUCCCACAGUUCUGAAGAAAUCUCUCCAGGCUUUACUUUGCUGGAUGCAACAUUGUAAUGAAGCUACAGAUUCACAUACACUUGGGUCCAAGGUUCAAGAGUUUUUAAAUGGCGACUUCACAUCUGUACUAAAGAAACGACUAUUUGAUAUCCGUUGGGAGGUCCGAGAUUCCACCCUUGAGUUCCUUGGCCAUCUGUGUUUCCAGUUUAAAGAAAGCGACAGUUUCUGUGUGUUACUCGCUUCUUCUGGGAUUCAACAACUCAUUGUGGACCUGCUUUCAGACCCUGAAAGUUACGUACGGGCGAGUGCGGUAACUGCACUGGGACAGAUGAAAUACCUGGCUCACGAUUGGCAACCUUUACUAAAUCAGGAAACCAUUCUCUCCCGUUUGCUGGAAAUUUUGAAGCAGGAUUCAGAAGGCUUUCCGCGUAGGGCUGUGGUGAAGGUGUUUGCUGAGUGGGCAAAACAUUGCGACGUGCUGAGUGGGCAGGAAUUAGAGAAUUCAAUCUCAGUUGUAUUGAUGGCAGGGAGUGGAGACCUGGACUGGGAGGUCAAAGUUCACAGCCUAGAAGUGGCAGAAGCUUUCAUUGACCAAGCAGUAGCUAAGCUCUCCCCGUGUCCCUAUACAGCUCUUCUAACAAGGAACCCGCAGUCUGCAGAAGUGAGGAGCUUUCUCCAGAACCUGUGUGACGUUGGAAUCUUUAGCGUCCUGUUUAACGCGCUGUGGGACUGUGACAGACCCGCGGCUCAGAAGGCUUGCGAGAUACUUAUAAAACUAAAAAAGAUUAUUUCGAGCGGAAAUCGUGCAGAUGGCAAAGAAGUUCACGAGAUACUAAAUGGACACAGCCUGGGCAGAGAGAGCUUCAGCAGCUGGCUGAGUGAUCAUGGCUUGAAUUUGCAGAAUGGGACACACGUCCUGGAGGUUAUAAUCGCGUUAGAUUUGGAAUUUCAACACCGACAGCUCGAUUGUAGCAGCGACCACAUCGAGAGCAGCCUACGCUCCCUGCUUCAGGACAUCUUAGCAGCAGCUAGUCACUCAGAUGAGGAUGGUGCAGACUGCUAUUAAACCCAUGCUUCGGCCUGUUUUGAGGUCUGUGUGAAGCACUGGGUCCCAGCACCUUGGGACGUCCUCUCAAAGUGAAAGGCGCUAUACAAAUGUUAUUUGUACUGUAUUCAAAGUGUGGUCAUUCACAUUUUGUACACCAGACACUUUGUUACGGUGAAAGUAAAUUAUUUGUAUUUACUCAAAACACAUUUUAUAUCAUGUUUACAAAUCAAAUGGAUAUUUUUUCUA
Messenger RNA from Callorhinchus milii (elephant shark), 2849 nucleotides. It is a transcript of the gene brat1, whose product is annotated as BRCA1-associated ATM activator 1. The transcript is spliced from 14 exons. Gene Ontology annotation, biological process: positive regulation of protein phosphorylation; cell population proliferation; DNA damage response. The record is from RefSeq and is a predicted model, not a curated record. Lineage: Eukaryota; Metazoa; Chordata; Chondrichthyes; Chimaeriformes; Callorhinchidae. Gene Ontology annotation, cellular component: nucleus. Bases 138 to 2621 code for a protein of 827 amino acids.